AGAUUUGUUGGAGUUAGAUUGUCACAAAAUAACUUGAUUUGAGCUUGUUUAGUUCAAUAACGAACUGAAAGAGAAAAGUUGAGUGAGGGAAAAAGGCAAGAGGUUUCAAUCAUGUCAAGCGGUGAUGACAGAAAACACCAAGUGGAUGAUUCCUUCAUGCAACAACAAUUUCAGAGGCUAGACAUCAUGUUUGGUGAAAUUAAAGACAAAAUGGAGAAGCAAGAUGCAGCCAUUGCCAAGUUAUACCAAAUACAGAAUGGAAGUCCAAAUUUGCAUAAUCACGAUCCUGAUGACAAUGAUGAAGAUGCAUUCAACGAUGAUGCCCAGAACUCAAAUUUCAGCAUGGACAGAUUUAUGAGAGGUAGAGGGGGUCAAAGAUAUAGACUUAACAAAGGAGACCAAAAUCUGGCAAGACAACAGGUCAAGGUUUUUACCUUUGGUUCUUGUUGCGACAUAAACAACGGGUCAAGGUCUUAUUAUAAACCUGAUUUAGCUUUCCUGAGUUUAAAAAUCCCUUGUCGUGCUGUGGGUCUCAUUUUUCUCUUUGGGGUUCCCAUCAUCUUGGUAUCAGAGCAUCAGAUCUCUAAAUCAGGUUUGCGCAUCUUCUUAGCUCUAGCUCUCGUGACUGGACCUCUUGGAAUAUAGAUUGAGGUUGAAGACGAAACUGUUAGUGAGUCAUUGGAGUUACAAUCGGAGGCUGCACUCUUCGGCAAGUAUGAGAUCAGGAAGUUGCUUGGCCGUGGCUCGUUUGCGAAGAUCGCCAUCAUGGUCAGCUAUGUCAUCCGCACAUCCUCAAGCUCUUCGAGGUGCUUGCCACCAAGACCAAGAUUUUCUUUGGGUUAAACCCCUAUUUUGGUCCCUGAACUAUUGUACGGACCCCGAUUUGGUCCCUGAACUAAAAAAAUCCUUAAUUU
Rubroshorea leprosula is the source of this 914-nucleotide messenger RNA. NCBI's taxonomy places the organism in Eukaryota, Viridiplantae, Streptophyta, Magnoliopsida, Malvales, Dipterocarpaceae. The record is from the annotation of a GenBank genome assembly.